Messenger RNA from Acanthopagrus latus (yellowfin seabream), 1211 nucleotides. RefSeq names its product signal sequence receptor, delta (gene ssr4). The record is from RefSeq and is a predicted model, not a curated record. Gene Ontology annotation, cellular component: endoplasmic reticulum; membrane; endomembrane system. The coding region runs from base 155 to 658 and encodes 167 amino acids. Lineage: Eukaryota; Metazoa; Chordata; Actinopteri; Spariformes; Sparidae. The transcript has 6 exons.
AGUCCACGUCAUUCCUGCGCAGCCGCGGAGGGGUAGCAGCGGUGAGCUGAGGUGGACUUCUUUCCUUCUGUCAGUGUGAGAAGAGUAGAACAGUUGAGCUGCUGGACCUCAGGAACAACACAAAACCCUCCUAGACAACCUCUCAGACGCCACCAUGAUUCGGAUAGCCGCUUUCCUCGCUCUGCUGGUGGUCGCCUGCUCCGGAGAGAGCUGCACGGACCCAGUCAUCACUCCGUCGGCCUACACCACCUCCGACGCCGUCAUCUCCUCCGAGUCUGUCUUCAUCGUUGAGCUCAGCCUGGCCUGUGCCAACGGAGCUCAGAGUGUGACUCUGUAUGCUGAUGUCAAUGGAAGACAGUUCCCAGUGACCAGAGGCCAGGAUGUUGGCAAGUACCAGGUGUCCUGGAGUCUUCCUCACAAACAGGCCAGCUCUGGAACAUAUCAGGUCAAAUUCUUCGAUGAGGAGUCCUACAGUGCCCUGCGCAAGGCCCAGAGAAACAAUGAAGAUGUAAAUGCCAUUGAGCCUCUCUUCUCUGUCAACAUUGACCACAGGGGUGCAUGGAACGGCCCAUGGGUGUCGACUGAGGUGGUGGCGGCCCUCAUUGGUAUCCUGGUCUACUACAUGGCCUUCAGCGCUAAGAGCACCAUCCAAGCAUAAUCAGAUUCACAAUCACUAUUUAACCACUGGAUCGUAAAAGACUGAAUUCAGGUGGCGAUGACCUACGAUCCAUCAUCCAGUGUGGUGUCAAGCCAAAAAGGUUUCGCCGCAUGGUCUGCUUUGGGACGAGGAGAAGGAGCAGCAGUCUUUGUAUUUCUUUUUUAUUCAGACUGUGUCUGAAUGCCAUCAAGCUUAUCAAUUUACAGAUGAAUUGUGUCAUGAGUUUGUCUUGUCAGUGUGGAGGAAAUUUUGUAAUUUUGAUAAAAUCAAACAGUAAACCUGGACCACAAAAGCCAACCAAACAAAUUAAGAUCAUGUACUGUAUUAAGUCCUGCUAAAAAAAAAUGUCCCUAAUCCAAGACCAGUUCAUCCUCUGUCCUUCUGUGUGGAUAUACUGGGCAGAGUGGGACUGUACAGAUGUGUUGAACACCAACAGGGAGAGGUCAGGAUCUCGAUGCAAAUGAAAAAUAACGUGACUGCACUGGCUGGCCUGAAAAGGCCAAGUGUAUUCAUCUCUUUCAGUGAAAUGAAUAAAUGGCUUGUUUUUCUUCCA